AGUACCAUAGCAAGUUCAAAGAGAUUCAUACAAAUAAACAUUUGGAACCUCUCCCUUCUAAUUUUCUGCUUUCUUUGAGUUAUUCAAUUUCAAUUUUUCUUUCUCUACCACAUCGAAAGAUACGGAGAGGAAGGAGAAAUGGAAGAGCUAAAGAACUACGGGCAUCAACAUCCACUGUUGAUGUUAAAUGAAGAGCAGUUGCUUGGCAAUGGCAAUGGAGUUGUUGAUUGCUCAAGGUGUGGGGAGAAGGUGUCAGCUCCAUGUUUUAGCUGUGUGGAGUGCAGUGGGUUUUACCUCCACAAGACGUGUGCCCAGGCACCUUUGGAGCUUAAUCAUCCUUUUCAUCGCCACCAUCCUCUCCUGCUUCUGCAGACUCCACCUUACACUUCUUAUACAAGGUGCGUUUGCGAUUUCUGUGAUGAAACAUGUGAGAAAUUCAUUUACCAUUGCUCUUGUGGCUUGGACUUUCAUAUUAAAUGUGCUUUGUUUACAUUUAAUAUUGCGGAAAGAAAUUUGAAAGAGCUAGAGCAUGUGGCCCUUGAGGAUCCAUCGUUUUCCUCUAAAAACGAUGGUGGAAACCUGGGUAAGUGCUUUGCGUGUUGGGAACCAUUAGUAAUUCAUACAUACUUCUCUCUUGAUUGUGGGUUUAAUUUGCAUAAGAAAUGUGCUGAGCUUCCUCCCAAAAUGGGUCAUGUGUGCCAUCGCAAACAUCCUCUUCUUCUGCAAUUUAAUAGUGAACGGCUUUCUUGCAAGAUAUGCCAAGUAACCAAACGAAGAGGCUUUCUGUAUGGUUGCUCAACUUGUAAUUUGGCUAUUCACAUUGAUUGUUUAUCGCCAUUACCAGUUAUUGAAGAUAAAAGUCAUCAACACCCAUUCACCUUGAUUUGGAGACAAAUUCCAUUCAUUUGUGAUGCUUGUGGCACCGAAGGACAUCAUGUUGCCUAUGCAUGUUGUACAUGCAGUAUUAUGGUCCAUAAAAAAUGCAUUUCAUUGCCACGCAUUCUCCAACACUCUUUCCAUGUCCAUCGUGUUUUUCACACGUAUUUCAUUCACAAGGAAUAUUUUGAAAGUUUGAAUUGCAUUAUGUGCCAUGAAGUUGUCGAUACAGAGCACGGUAGUUACUUCUGUGCAGAUUGUAAUGUUAUAUUCCAUGUGGAUUGUGCAUUGAAAGAAAAGAAGUUGUAUUGCAUAGUAUCACAGGAAAAUGAAGCUGACAAGUCUCUUGAUAUACCUGUUAACUCCAUCAAUAAGGUUCUUGAGAGGAAUGAUGCUGGAGAAGCCACAGUAAUAGAACAUUGCAAGCAUAAGCACCACUUGAUAUUAAGUGACAAUAUCAGAGAGCAUGGUGAUAAAUGUUGUGAUGGGUGCUUGUUAUUGAUCUCCGCUAAGUUCUACCAUUGCUCGCGGUACCUUUCUAAUGGAUUUUCUUAUAAAUGUAAUGAAUGUGGAGAAGCCGACUGCCUUCGAUGUCUUGAUCUAUUUCUCCAAGAUGCUGUAAAAAUUCCAGGGCAUAAACACCCUCUUCUUUUCUAUUUUCAUUAUGAGGAGCAGUGUAGUGCUUGUGGGAGGGAUAUCAUUCGCGCAUUUCGUUGUAAGGAUUGCAAUCUUCACUUAUGCCAUUUGUGUGCUCUACGACCAACUAGAGUUAGACACAAAUGCGAUCAACAUAUUCUUGCACUCACUUAUGACAAGGUUAAUGAUUAUACAAAAUAUCAUUAUUGUGACAUUUGUGAGAAAGAAAGAGAUCCAAAGCACUGGUUUUACUAUUGUGAAACUUGUGACACUUCUGUUCACGUGGAUUGCGUUCUUGGAAAAUAUUCAUUCAUCAAACUCGGGAGCACCUACAAUGAGGGAAACCAUGAACACCCUCUCACAUUUGUCAAGAAGAUUCAUUACUAUCCUGAAUGUGUUAAAUGUGGUAAGCGCUGUGAAGAUCUUUCUGUUGAAUGUGCAGAACUAGGAUGUAACUAUAUUGCUCAUUGGAAAUGCAGAAAUCGGUGGUAGAUACUGAAAAUUGCGGCUUUAGUUUCAGAAUAAGACAAUGCGCGGUUGUUGUUAAUGGUUGCUACUUUUUAAUUGUGUGUUUAAACAAUGUAAUAUAUUUAGAUUUGAAUUGUAAAUAUAUGAGAAUAAAAUUGAUAUGAGUUGCUUA
Gossypium raimondii (Peruvian cotton) is the source of this 2152-nucleotide messenger RNA. RefSeq lists its product as uncharacterized. The record is from RefSeq and is a predicted model, not a curated record. NCBI's taxonomy places the organism in Eukaryota, Viridiplantae, Streptophyta, Magnoliopsida, Malvales, Malvaceae. The transcript is spliced from 2 exons. Bases 139 to 2004 code for a protein of 621 amino acids.